This is a messenger RNA of Mytilus californianus (California mussel), 2456 nucleotides long. Its product is annotated as atrial natriuretic peptide receptor 2-like. Gene Ontology annotation, molecular function: guanylate cyclase activity; ATP binding; protein kinase activity. The transcript is spliced from 2 exons. Gene Ontology annotation, biological process: cGMP biosynthetic process; protein phosphorylation; receptor guanylyl cyclase signaling pathway. The coding region runs from base 4 to 2262 and encodes 752 amino acids. Lineage: Eukaryota; Metazoa; Mollusca; Bivalvia; Mytilida; Mytilidae. The record is from RefSeq and is a predicted model, not a curated record.
UCAAUGGAUUAUUUUGCUCAAAUAAAUUCAGAUCUUACAUUUUCCUUACACAACGCAGGUAGUGAAACGUCGUAUCCUAUCGCUGGAUUUACUCAUUUUAUUGCAUACAAGACAUCAAUGUCAAGCUGUGUAUCUGCAAGAGAAUUUAUAAGAUAUAUAGACUGGUUCAUGACAGAUUCCGAACAACGCAAAGUUUGUAUUUCCUAUGGUAUGGCACCAUUGAGUACCAGUAUGGUGGCGAGAAUCACUGAAAAAGUCCUUAAAGAGUUUACGUGCCAAAGUCAAUCUGUUUGGGAUAUGAUGAAAGCUAAUAUUGCAGCAGAAAAUAAGCAGCCAGUGACAUGGAUAGUCCCUGUAGCUGUUUCAGUACCAUUGUUUAUAUUUGUUGUUCUAAGUUUUUCUAGUUAUAUAUGCUUUCAAAGGAUCAAAUUCUAUAGAAAAAUCAACAAUGAUGACUGGUUUAUCCCGAUUGAAGAUGUAAUAUUUUUUUAUGACCAGAAGGUUUUGAAUUCACUUCAGUCUAAGUUCAUUAGCGGAAAGUCAAUAUUUUCUCUUAAUUCUUCAACACAGGCAUCAGAGUGUCCAGAUUUAAUUCAACAAGUUUUACAGUGGCCAGGGAAAUGGAAUAGCGAAACAGUCGGAUUACGUUUAUUACAAGUACAACAAUUAAAAAAAAUAACUCGACCUAUGAAGGCGAGAAUGUUGGUUAUGAAAGAUAGGUUUUUUCAUAAUAAUAUAGUAAGAUUCUUUGGAUUGACGGAGCUAGACUCUGAUCAUUAUAUUAUCAGCGAAUAUUGUGGUAAAGGUCAGCUAAUCGAUCUUUUACAAAACGAGAAAUUUAACAUGAGUAAACAACUUAAAUUAUCUAUAUCGGUUGACAUUGCUAGUGGAAUGCAUUACUUACAUUCUAAAAAUAUAAUCCACGGAAAUUUCAGGUCGACAAAGUGCCUUAUUGAUUCAAAGUGGACAGUUAAAAUAUGUGAUUGGGAAUACAACUCUUUGAUCAUAUGUCAAGAUGAAAAAAGGAAUUCUUUACACGCACUUCGCAAAAAUAACCGUGUGGAGGAAACAACCUUUGCAAUAAAAUAUCAAGAAUUUUGGGUUGCACCAGAGAUAAUUCGACUGGAAUAUAAAUGCAACCCUACAACUGCAUCUGAUGUCUAUAGCUUCGCUAUCAUAUUACAAGAAAUUUAUACGAGAGAGGAUCCUUAUUCGGAACUCGCCGAUUUAAUGUCCCCGGAAGAUGUAGUCAACGCUGUUGUUCAGAUUGGAGGUAUUCGUCCGAAACCUAUCGACGAUAUGCCCAUCAGUGUUCGUCAGUGUAUGGAGAUCGCCUGGGGGCAUUCUCCUGAGGAUAGACCCUCCUUUGAACAGAUUUUGAAAAUGCUAAAAAGAUCCAGUCCGACUACUAAAUCUGUUUUGGAUUCUAUGAUGGAAACAAUAGAGGAAUACACGGUUCUUCUAGAGGAAAAAAUUGACGAAAAGACCGUCGAGCAUAACAUGACAAUACAACAUUUACAACACAUCUUAACUACAUACCUCCCGAAACCAAUAAUACAUUCUCUGACAAAUGGUAAAACACUUGGGGUUAGACGAAUAGGACCCGUUGGUUUAAUAUACAUUGAUGUGAGAAAUUUUCAUUAUCUGAUUGCAGGAAUGAAGAAAAUAAAUAACAAAAUAAAAAGUAUAGAAAAUUUUCAUUCUAGAUUCAAAGUUCUAGCUGAGGAAUUUUCAGCAUUUAUUUACAGUAUUAGUUUCGAUUCUGUUGUGUUCAUACUUGGCAUGGAUUGUGCUGAAAAUGGAGCUAACUCCAUACCAUGUGAAACGGCAAAUAUGUGUCUUCAAUUGAACAAAAUUAUCCAAAAUGAUAUACGGCCGAAAGAUUUGAAAUACUCAAUAUGUGCUACUUUGGAAGUUUUACAUGAAAAAGUUUUAGAUAAAAGCGGGCGUUACCAGAUUUUCGGAAGUGCAUUAGAAAAGGUGACUACCAUUUCAAAGGCUGCGAAACAUUUGAGUGUUUUGAUAUCUCUACCUUUAUGUGCUAAAAUUAAAGCAUAUGAUUGCUUCCUGGUGACUGAAGUUAUCGAUUCGCAGUUAAAUGGUCAAAAUGUUUUUCGACUGGAAAGACGAAAUGAGACUAUUAUGGAGGAGGACAUAGAUGUUUUGACUUUAGAUGAAGAUGAUGAACAUGCAGGGUCGGUAGAUUCUGGACUAGAUGUACGAAUAACUAAACUAGAGGAGAGUGUUGAUAAAAAAAUGUAGUUGAAGUGUUCUUGAAGCUGGUCAGUGUUUUAAAUUCGAAAUGGGGAGAUUGGUUAAAACAUGGAUCUGUAAUGUUCAUAUGAUACUGGGCCUUAGAAAUCUAAACAUUUAUAAAACAGAAUUGGGAUAUGAACUACUAAACUUUCGAUCUCAUAAGGGGCUUUUUAUUAAUAUUUUUUUCAUCCGACUUGUAG